UGGACCUGACGGGUAGCCGCGUCAACAACUCAAUUAUCUUCAGAACCCCUCUAACGCCCCAUCCGCAAAACUGAUCUCAUAAUACACCAUGUCUUCAGGUGAUGCACCAGUAGACAAAGCUGCCGAGGCGGCGGCACGUGCCCUCGAGGAAGAAGAGCAAGCUGCACUUCCCUACAAAUGGACUCAGACAAUCCGCGACCUCUCCCUCAACUUCACCGUCCCCGGAAACCUCAAAGGCCGAGACCUGGUCGUCGAUAUCAAGAAGACGAAGUUGAGCGCUGGAGUUAAGGGGCAGGAGCCAAUUAUAAGUGGUGACCUGCCACAUCCCAUCCACGUCGACGAGUCUACAUGGACACUCGCCUCGAUCCCUGCUGUUGAUGGCAAGGAGCUAAAGCAGAUCGACAUCCAUCUCGAUAAAAUGAACAAGAUGCAGUGGUGGGAGCACGUUGUCACAUCGGCGCCGAAGAUCGACGUGACCAAGAUCCAGCCUGAGAACAGCAACCUGGGCGACCUGGAUGGCGAGACAAGGGGAAUGGUCGAGAAGAUGAUGUUUGACCAGAGGCAGAAGGAGCUGGGUAAGCCCACGAGCGAGGAGCAGAAGAAGGCAGAUAUGCUGGCGCAGUUCCAGAAACAGCACCCCGAGUUGGAUUUCUCGAACGCAAAGAUGAGUUAGAUAGGCAUGAGGAUGCCCCAGAGUGGCAAAAAAUUGAGGCAUGGGAUCGGCGGAAUUGCAUAGCAGCGGUGUUUAUAUGAAGUACGAUAAUCCUACAACGAGAUCACGACAAUUUAGUCCCAAC
Pseudogymnoascus verrucosus is the source of this 797-nucleotide messenger RNA. RefSeq lists its product as uncharacterized. Lineage: Eukaryota; Fungi; Ascomycota; Leotiomycetes; Thelebolales; Thelebolaceae. Bases 89 to 673 code for a protein of 194 amino acids. The record is from RefSeq and is a predicted model, not a curated record. Gene Ontology annotation, biological process: protein folding. Gene Ontology annotation, cellular component: cytoplasm. The transcript is spliced from 3 exons.